CGUUCGGCAUCUAAGGACAAUAUGAUGCAAAAUAUUCGAGAAUCGUCCCAUCAGGACCGCCGUGUCUACGUGGGCAAUUUGAGCUAUGAUGUGAAAUGGCAUCACCUCAAAGAUUUCAUGAGACAAGCUGGCGAAGUCUUGUUCGCAGAUGUAUUGAUGUUGCCGAAUGGAAUGUCAAAGGGCUGUGGCAUCGUAGAGUAUGCAACGCGGGAGCAGGCUCAGAACGCCCUGUCGACGCUCAGUAACCAAAACCUUAUGGGCCGUCUGGUUUACGUUCGCGAACAUCGAGAGGACGAGCCUCGUUCCAGCAACCGCGAUGGCGCUUCGGCCACCCCAGCAAAAGUUCGUUCAGCAUCUAAGGACAAUAUGAUGCAAAAUAUUCAAGAAUCGUCCCAUCAGGACCGCCGUGUCUACGUGGGCAACUUGAGCUAUAAUGUGAAAUGGCAUCACCUCAAAGAUUUCAUGAGACAAGCUGGCGAAGUCUUGUUCGCAGAUGUAUUAAUGUUGCCGAAUGGAAUGCCAAAGGGCUGUGGCAUCGUAGAGUAUGCAACGCGGGAGCAGGCUCAGAACGCCCUGUCGACGCUCAGUAACCAAAACCUUAUGGGCCGUCUGGUUUACGUUCGCGAAUAUCGA
This is a messenger RNA of Lindgomyces ingoldianus, 633 nucleotides long. Its product is annotated as RNA-binding domain-containing protein. Lineage: Eukaryota; Fungi; Ascomycota; Dothideomycetes; Pleosporales; Lindgomycetaceae. The record is from RefSeq and is a predicted model, not a curated record. The annotation marks the transcript as partial. The transcript has a single exon. Gene Ontology annotation, cellular component: nucleus; cytoplasm. Gene Ontology annotation, molecular function: mRNA binding.